Molecule: messenger RNA, 942 nt
Organism: Mandrillus leucophaeus (drill)
Lineage: Eukaryota; Metazoa; Chordata; Mammalia; Primates; Cercopithecidae
Product: olfactory receptor 52H1-like
Exons: 1
Coding region: 1-942 (313 amino acids)
Biological process (GO): G protein-coupled receptor signaling pathway
Cellular component (GO): membrane
Molecular function (GO): olfactory receptor activity; G protein-coupled receptor activity
Source: RefSeq, a predicted model, not a curated record
AUGUAUAACUUGAGUUGUUAUAACCCCAGUUCCUUUACCUUUGUUGGAAUACCUGGCCUGGAGAAGUUCCACAUAUGGAUUGGGAUUCCCUUUUGUGUCAUCUAUGCUGUGGCUGUUGUGGGCAAUUGCAUCCUUCUCUACCUCAUUGCAGUUGAACACAGCCUUCGUGAGCCCAUGUUUUUCUUCCUCUCUAUGCUGGCCACCACAGACCUCAUCUUGUCCACUGCCACAGUGCCCAAACUGCUCAGUAACUUCUGGAUUGGCUCCCAAGAAAUAACCUUUUCUGGUUGUCUAACUCAAAUGUUCUUCCUCCACUUCAGCUUUGUGGUGGACUCAGCCAUCCUGCUGGCCAUGGCAUUUGAUCGCUAUGUGGCCAUCUGCUUCCCCUUGAGAUAUACCAAAAUCCUGACUCCGCAAGUGAUCAUCAAGCUUAUGGUGAGCAUUGUUGUGAGAAGCUUCUCCAUCAUCCUACCAGAUGUUUCUCUGCUAAAACGGUUACCCUUUUGCAGGACACAUAUCAUCCCUCACACCUACUGUGAGCACAUAGGUGUUGCUCAGCUUUCAUCUGCAGACAUCUCCAUCAACAUCUGGUAUGGGUUUGCUGUACCUCUCAUGACUGUCAUCUCAGAUGUGAUCUUCAUUGCUGUUUCCUAUGCCUUCAUCCUUUGUGCUGUAUUCCAACUCUCAUCCCAGGGUGCCCGCCAAAAAGCCCUCAGCACCUGUGGUUCCCAUGUCUGUGUCAUCCUCAUGUUUUACACCCCGGCCUUCUUCUCCAUCCUUGCUCAUCGCUUUGGGCACAGUGUUCCUCAAAAUGUGCUUAUCCUGUUUGCCAACCUCUAUGUGGCCAUCCCUCCUGCUCUAAAUCCUAUUGUUUAUGGAGUGAAGACAAAGCAGACACAGGACAAAUUUAUUCUCCUCUUCUCUUUGAAGAAGUCACAAUGA